UCUACAGACGACAGGCGCUCCGGCACUACCGUCCAACCAACCACACCAACCCACCGCCAUGUCACUCCGGCGCCUGCUAGGCUUCUCCGCCACCGUCUCCGGCCGCCUCCCCCUCCGCCGCUGCCUCUCCACCGCCGCCGCACCGCACCCACCAUUGCCCCGCUCCCCCUCCACCGCCGCCUCCGCCUCGAACCCGUCGCGCCGCCACUCCCUUCCCACCGCCGCCGCUUCGCACCCACCAUGGGGCCGCCCCCUCUCCACCGCCGCCCCCAAGCACCCUCCAUGGGCCAUGAUUGACUACAACUCCCUCGUCGACGAAUCGUUGGCGGCGCCGGGCGCGUGCUUCGGCCCCGUCGAGCCUCCGCUCGUCUCCCGCAUCACCGCCCCGGCGCACCUCCUCAACCCCAGGGAGCGCCCCGCCGCCGACAGCAGCGUCGUCCAACUCGUCACCGGCCACGUCAACGCCGCCAGCGGCGACGGCCACCUCCUCCUCACCUGCUACGACAUCCUAGGGGAGGGUCCCCGCGAAUCCUGGAACGGAAACGCCGACGUCGAGGCCGAGCGCUGCAUCUGCAACCCUAUCAGCGGCGAGGUGCUCCGCCUCCCGUACCCCGGCGGUCCCGCCGGGUCCAGGAAGAACCUGGGCCACCGCCACAUGGGCCUCCUCACCCAAGUCGGCGGCGGUUGCGGGCACGGCCCCCCUGACAGGUUCGCCGUCGCCGACAUCGUCAGCCAGCGCGACCGCAUCGUCGAUCGGUUCCUCCCGGAGGUAGGCAGGUGGGAUCUGCUUCUUGGCGUACCAUGCCAGCCGCCGCCUGCGUGGGAGAUGGAGAUGGACCAAGAGACGGUGGCCUUCGCUGGCCGCCUCUGGUGGGUCGACCUGACCUGCGGCGCCGUCUCCAUGGACCCGUUCAGCAACCAGCCGGAACUCCGCUUCGUCCCGCUGCCGAAUGGCACCUCGCUCACCUUCAUUCUCAUGGAACACAAAGACUCGAGCGCGGAGCAUCUUGCCCAGUUCAGGCGGGAGGUGGCCAAGUACCGGCGCAUCGGCGUCAGCGAGGGGAGGCUGCGCUUCCUUGACGCGUCCAUUCACGACCCGUUCCUCCUCAGCUCCUAUGUGCUCGACGACGAGGGCAGGAGCUGGACGCUGGAGCACCAGGUGGAGCUCAGGAAGGUCUUGGAGGAUGGAGGCCACCCGUGGGAACAGGGGAAGAGGCCGGCGCAGAUCGCCGUCAUCGACCCGCUCAACGCCGACAUCAUCUACAUCACCGUCGGCGAGCAGAAGCACAUCGUCGCCGUGGACAUUUACCAGGAGAAGGUGAUUGGGAGCUCUCCGCUUCAAAACCAAUACCAUUCGCUUGUACCAUGCGUUCUUCCACCCUGGCUUGGAUCAAGCCAGAUCCCUACGGCAGGAACUGUCUCCAUGCCUUCAGAAUGGCCGCUAGGCUAUAAUCAGCGUCGUCCUAGCAACGAUUCUUCUGAGAAAGUACUGAAGGUUGCAGACGGAAGGUUGGUGCUUUCUUGAAGGAUGUGGAAGAAUCAUCUAAAGGUUUGCUCAUUUUACCAGUUUUAUAUUUAAUUCAAGUGUGCUCAUUGUUUAGUUGUGUUCUGCUGCAAAGGCAAGUGAGGCCACAUACCAUGUUCACACUAGAAGCUGAGAAACUCUGAUAAAAACAGAGCAGAGAUGGAUUCUUAUUAAUCCUUUUGGUGAACGCAAAUUAGAAUUUUUUACUUUACGCAUGUUGAAUACUCGUUACCUUCUUUAAAAUUAUAGUUCUUGUAGUUUAAAUUUUUGAGUUGAAAGCUGGAAGGCACUCCCAGAAACCUUACCACUACUUUUCUUUGGUUGAGAGUGUUUGAUUAUUGUUGUUGACUAUGAUUUUUGUUCAUUGUGUACUGCAACCCUCGUAUAUUUACG
This is a messenger RNA of Triticum aestivum (bread wheat), 1918 nucleotides long. RefSeq lists its product as uncharacterized. The transcript has 3 exons. The record is from RefSeq and is a predicted model, not a curated record. The coding region runs from base 59 to 1525 and encodes 488 amino acids. Lineage: Eukaryota; Viridiplantae; Streptophyta; Magnoliopsida; Poales; Poaceae.